Messenger RNA from Antechinus flavipes (yellow-footed antechinus), 5480 nucleotides. RefSeq names its product KIAA0586 ortholog. Gene Ontology annotation, cellular component: centriole; ciliary basal body. Lineage: Eukaryota; Metazoa; Chordata; Mammalia; Dasyuromorphia; Dasyuridae. The record is from RefSeq and is a predicted model, not a curated record. The transcript has 32 exons. The coding region runs from base 565 to 5277 and encodes 1570 amino acids. Gene Ontology annotation, biological process: smoothened signaling pathway.
UUUACCGUAUUGCAACGGUCUUGGGAGUUGCAUUUAAUUAUAAUCACGGGUAGCGUUUCUUCACACUUUUCAAACUCUCAGCUUUCUGGCUCCGUUUCGCUUGCUGUGUAACUUUUACCAAAAGAUAUGAUUUAAAGAAAACUUUUUUUUAGCUGGAAGGAGGGGAAAGUUAAAAUCAAACAAAAUUUGUGACCCCCCCCUUUUUUUUUUAAUUAAAAAAAUUUUUUUUAACGCCUCAGAACUCUCAUGGUUGGCCUUUGUUUCCAGUCGGUGAGGGAUAAGUGAACACUUCCGAAGGCCCCCGGUCUUUUGGUCGGACUCAGAUGGAAGCAUUUGCGAGAACGCAUGCGUCAGGUGUUUCAAGGACUCAGGCUUAAAGGGAAGCUGGCGGGCAACUGAAGUUGUUGCUAGGGUAAUCUGUAAGGUACUGGCGGAUUUGGGAAGCAGAACCGGUGAGUGUGUGGGAAAGGUGCCCUACACCUCCGGAAAGGAAGCGAAGUCAAUUCUCUCUGCAGAUUGUAAUCUUCAGAUUUCAAGUAACAAAAAUUUUGUUGUGAAAACUUGAUGGAAACAGAAGAUUGUUUUCUCCUUAAGAAUGGGACUAAUCUUAAUAGCAGCAGUCUCUUUCACUCCAAGGGAUUUCACUCUGAAGAGCAGAAGAGUGUUAAAAUACCAGUGAAGAUGUUAAGGGAAAUGGUUACCUCCAGUUCUGUUGAUGAUUUGAUUUUGCAUAAAAAUGAAUCAGCAUACAUUCCCCCUGCUUUGUCAGCAAAUAAACCAAAUCCUGUUGACUUAAAUGAGAUAUCUGAUGGUACAUCUAGUAGAAAUCAUAAACAUCUACCUAAGACAAAACAUGUUACAGAUCCCAUUUUAUCAGAAGAGAAUAAUUCUAAUGAUACUUUAGUACAAGAUGUACCUUUGGAUAAAACAGAUGAAAGUAAUAAAGCAAAAGUAAAUGAUAUCUUUAUUUCUCAGUAUACUACUGGCCAGAAAGAUGUUCUAAGAGCUGUUUUAAAGCAAAAAGUCCAACACUCACCUACUUUUAAAGAAGUGAAAGUACAGCUUUUAGAAGAUGCAUGUACGGUGAAAGACCCUAUUUCUGUGGAGAAGAAAUUAUCAUCCAGUGGAAUGGAUUCCCCUUCAACUGUAGCAGCAGCAACAGCUGCUGCCAUUGCAACAGCAGCUCCACUGAUAAAAGUACAGAGUGAUUUGGAAGCAAAAGUUAAUUCUGUAUCAGAAUUACUCAGUAAACUCCAGGAGACAGAUAAACAACUACAACGUGUUGCAGAGCAGCAGAAAAACAUUAAAAUUCAACCUGAGAAAUCUUGUUGCCAAGACCAUGAGAAGCAGUUUGAUGUAUUUAUAGAACAACACCUUAGGCGUCUAGAAAAAAUAGAACAACAACAAGUCGAUAUUCAGAACCAUUUAAUUGCAUCUGCAUUCAACAGUGGUAGAUACCAACCUGUCAUUGUGCCAUCUUCCAAUCCAGUAGAAAAAUCAUUUGUAAAAUCAGAACUUCAGUGUCCUGUUGGCAGUAACUAUUCUUCACAUCACAGAUUCACAGAGCUUCCUAGUCAAGCAUAUUUAAGGCAAGUUAAGGAUUUGGGUUUUGACAACCAAAAAUCUCCACUUGAAACCCCUGCACCCCGAAGAUUUGCUCCUGUACCUGUUUCUAAAGAUGAUAAAAUCUCCAAAAAUGCCAAACCUAGGGAAGAAAAGGAAAAUUUGCAGAUAUUAUCUUGCACAGGAAACGGAAGAUUAUUGGAGCAGAUCCUAAAUAGUCAGGACACCCAAGUAAAAGAGAGUACAUCCUCAGAAGGAAUUUCAUUAGCCACAUCAAGAAUAAAACAGGAUCCUCUGAGAGACAGUGGUGUUGCCCCUCUGAAGCCUAACUCAUUUCCAUCUCAUGAAGAGUUUGGAAUAGCUGAAAAGACUAUGCGGCACAUUGAUGAUGUCUUUUAUGAUCUUAGUCGAAGGAAGAAAGAGCCAGAAGAAUCUUUAAACACCGUUAGAGUUGAUGUCCUUCCAAAGAGUCCAGUACAUCUUAAGUCAACCAAAACAGCAAGAUCUAUUUUGAAAAAUGCUGAAAAAAUUUUAAGAGGAGUGCAAAAUAAUAAAAAAGUACUUGAAGAAAACCUUGAAGCUAUUAUUCAUGCAAAAGAUGGAACUGCCAUGUAUUCCUUUAUUAAUGCCCUGGCUACUAACAGAGAAAUGUUGGAGAAAUUUCGUAUUAGAAAGGCAGUGGAUGAAUGGAUUAAAAUAAUGACUCAAGAAAUUCAGGAGGAAUUAUCAAGAAAAGAUUAUGAACAGAAGAAAUUUGAUAAGACUCGGAGAUCAAAUUUCACCAAAAAAGCUUUAAAUAAUCAAUAUCAAAAAACAAGCAAAGAAAUUAAAAUAAGUGCUCAAGAUAAAAAUUUAAAUAGAUUUGGGUUUCCAGGAAAACAUUUUCGAAGGCAAUUAGAGGAGAGUUAUAGAAAUACAUACCUACAGAACAUUUGCAUUUCAAAUUUAGAUAAAAACAAAAAAGAGGGACAUCUAAAGACAACCAAAGUGGCACAAGAUAGUGACUUCUUUUUACAGAUUUAUGGGAAACCAGCUUAUCAAGGUCAUCGCAGCACUCUUAAAAGAGGUCCAUAUCUUAGAUUUAAUUCACCAAAUGCUAAAUCCAAACCUCAGAGACCUAAAGUAAUAGAACAAGUUAAAGGUACUAAGGUAAGGUCAACAAGAACACAAACUGACUUGGAGAUGACCAGACCAGUGAGGACAGAUUCAACGAAACCACACUCCUGUUCUCUGCCUACUCACCAGGAACAACAAUAUUUGUUCAGCCCCAGCCGGGAAAUGCCUUCUGUUUCAGGCACACUUGAAGGUCAUCUUAUUCCCAUGGCAAUUCUUUUAGGACAGACCCAAAGCAAUAGUGAUUCCAUGCCACCUGCUGAAGCAGUUAUAGAAAAACCACACCUUGUAACAGUAACUACUUCUAUUCCUCCAUCUAUUCAAACUAAACAAACUGGACCAAAGAAACCCAACACAGCACUUAUAGAGAUGACAUCAGAAAAAAAGGAUCCUCCUCAGCUUACUGUGCAGGUAUUACCCAAUUUAGAUAUUGAUACCCUUUCAAAUGAAAGCGCAGAUGAAAAUCAAGCUUCCACCCAUUGCAUAGAAGCAUCUCAUCCCACACAGACAUGGAUACAGGUUCCAGAACUUAAUCAGCCUGAUGAAGAUGAGCCUAAAUUUCCAGGAUCCAACUUUGAUGAAGUAUUUGAUGUUAUACAGGAUGAAGAAAAAAGUGAUGACAUUGAAGAUUUCUUUGAACCAGUCCUGGAGUUUAAUCAAAGUGCUAAAGUUACUCCUCAACAUUAUAAUGGUCCUCCAUUUCCACCAGUUGUAUCUGCUGCUCAACCUACUGCUGAUAUUCUUGAGAAAGUAAUUGAGAAAAAAGAGGCUCUAGAAAAUAGCCUUAUUAAUUGGGUAGAACAGGAAAUAAUGUCAAGACUUAUCAGUAGGAUGCUUCCAUUCCAGCCACAGACAGUGCCUAAUGUUAGUGUUUCAGAAAGUGAAGAAAGUGAAACUUCAGCUUCUGAUGUUGUUGAAGCAGCAGGUGGUACAAAAUUUCGACUCGUCGUUGAUGCAGGAAUGCCUGUGAAUUCAGAUAUGAUUAAUCUUUUUGUGAAUGAAGCUCUUGAAGAGAUUAUUGCCAUCAUGCUCGGUAACAAGGAAAUAACAAAAGAUGUUCCUCCUCUUCCUGCAAACGUUCCUGACAAUGUAACAUAUUUGCCAACUGUUCACCAUACUCCAGUGCCUACUCCACAGCCUACUCCACCUCAAUCUCCUCCUCCAUCUUCUCGUAAAGAACCAUUAUUAAUAAAAACUCCAGAGGCUUCUCCUUGUGUUUCAGAACAUGAUAUUUUUCCUGUAAAAGAACAAUUUACUCAAACAGGGACUGAUAAUCUCCCUGCAAGUACUCUCAUUAUUACUCCUACAGUUACUCCUGCUGCUACACCCCCUUUAGCAGGUACACCAACUCUUACACUCUCUGAAAAUUCCUCUGAAAACCUUAAGAGACCAAGCCCCAAAUUUCCCAAGCCAUGGAGUAGUGAUGAUUUACCACUGGAUGAAGAGAAUCCUAAUCCUAUUCAGGAGGAAGUACUUCAUCCAAGAGCUAUUGUAAUGUCUGUAGCUCGGGAUGAAGAACCUGAGAAUUUAGUCUUACCCAUUCCAUCAUCCAGUCCCAAUCCAAUCAUCUUUAGAUCAUUUCCUCUUGAAGCUCGAGUUCCUUCUCCAGUGCACACACCAAGUUCUGACCAGAUGACACAGGAAAGUAGUUCAAGCUAUGUUACCACCACUGAGACAGAGACUGUUGAGAGGCCCAUUUCUGAAGGAGAGAUUUUGUUUAGUUAUGGGCAGAAGAUGGCUACAAGAGAUACAUCAGAUGGAGGACUGUUUUUAAAUAACUUCAAUGAUAGUUUAUCUAGCACUCUGCAUGAUGCACAUGAAAUGGAAGAUGAUUCUCCUAGUGAAGGACAGGUGAUGAUGAAAAGACCUCAUAAAGAAUAUCACCAAGAUAUAUUUCUCUCACUUCUUGCUAAAUUAAACCAUGGGUCAUUAGAUUCACAGCAAGUAGUCUACCAUUCCGAGGAAUCUGAAAAUAGUACAGAUGAACUUAGUGAAGGACAAAGACCUAGAUUUCCUGCAGCAAAGGAGAAUAUCUUCAUGAAACAGUACAUGGCCCAAUCUAUUCCUGUUUCUACAGAGUGUUUAGAGCAAAAGACUUAUCAUGGGCCAUUACCAAAGCAUUUUGACAAAACUAUAGGAGAAAUUCAUGAAAAUUCAUGUGCCAGUCAUGGCCCAAUGAGUUUGGGGGAACUAGAUUUGCAACAGAUUUCAAAUCUUCCUCUUCAAGCAACACAAGUAAAUGAAAUUACGUUGGCAGGUGCACAUGCAGAUCUUGUUCAGGAGAAAGAGAAACAGCAUCAAGAAGUUCAACCAGUUGAUCGCAAGCCAGUACAAGCCCGUGUAAUACGUGUAAAGAAUAAGUCAGAAACUUCAUUUUCACAUCUCCGAGAGUCACAAGGAGACAUGGAUCGGACACGUAUUGAACCUAAUAGUUACCUUACUUCUUUACUUGCAGGAGGGGAAGCAGUAUCAUGUUUAAUGUCACAGGCCACACUUGCCAGGAUGUCUGUGACCUUGCCUUCAGUGAAUGUAGAUGACCACUCUCAGAGUAUCAGUACAAUACAGGGAGAUGCUGACUCAUCAGGAGCUGAUACUUUUUAAAAAAAAAGUUGCUGUUUUAUGAAGUAUGUGUAAAUAAAAGAAUUGCUGGUAAUAUUUGUUUUGAAAUCUUUGUUUUGGUGUAAAAUAGUUUCCAAAACUAUUUUUCUCUAUUAACAUUUUCUUAAGAAUAAUUCAUAAUAUGUUUUUAAGGAGAAAUCCUUGUGAGUAUGUGCAAUUUCUAAAUAAAAUAAUUUAUACAUAAA